AUGCCAUUGAUGUACUACCCUGGAAUACAUUCGGUAUGUGGCUUAUAUUCUCUGACGCACCGAAAUAGGCAGUCUCUUCAUGAUAUUCAUCUCAACCCAUUAUUCGUGGACGAAUUUUUUCAACCCGACAAAGUUGAGCCCGGACUACUUCAACAGUAUUUUUCGUUCGCAGAUCCCAAUGUCAGGUUUCUCGUCAGACAUCUCACAGCAUGUGCUAUGAUGAGUGAGGUCUAUCAUCUUCUUCCUGGAGCUGAAAUAUCGACGGCUGUCUUGAAAACAUGUCUGGCAGCAGCCAAAUGGGUACACGAAGCAACCGAAACUCCAGAUAGCGCGGGGUUGAAUAUAUCGCAAGCCUUCGCAUGCAUUGCUAUGUUAAAUUCCGGGACAUGCAAUUUAGCCCCCGAGAGCCUCUCUCAUGUCUUUGCCCUUUCGUCAGGUAAUUCUCUUUACAUACUUGCUAGCUUGCUCUGCGAUCCUUUCGAGAGGCCACAUGCCUCGGAAAUUAGAAGAGUGGUAGGAAACGUUGGAAGACCGGGGAUGACCUUCCUAAUCUCACCCCCCGAAGUCAAGACACGAGAAGCAGACCCGGGACAAUGGAUGGCCAUAAAUCACUCUGCUUUCGAUGGCCAACCAGCAAACCACUUCGGGAAUACUUCUAUUCAUCUGUCGUUCACGAAUUACAAGAACCCCUUGAUCCCAGAUGAAAACCAUCAGCAUCUCAUUGACCGCGUCUUCGUGCUUGUUGAGACACUUGUUUCAGUUUUUGAUGGACAAGCCUGGGUUGGCGAAGUAGACAUCUUGAAAACUUUCAACCAUCAUGUUAUCCAACGGGCUGUCAACGAUCAGUUCUGUUCUCAUGCAGAAAGGGGUGUUUCUUAUGAGGCGGUUGUGCGCAAGUUCUCACGUCUUGCUGCUACAAGUAUUGAAAACUGGGACGAGCUGAUCGAAGCACCGGCCUCUGGUACUAUUGUUGCGAAGCGCAUAAAAGUUGGCUUGCCAGGCUCGCGAUUACGGCCAUGGCUGUGA
Molecule: messenger RNA, 1026 nt
Organism: Hymenoscyphus albidus
Lineage: Eukaryota; Fungi; Ascomycota; Leotiomycetes; Helotiales; Helotiaceae
Source: the annotation of a GenBank genome assembly